Messenger RNA from Emiliania huxleyi CCMP1516, 1041 nucleotides. RefSeq lists its product as hypothetical. The transcript is spliced from 9 exons. The record is from RefSeq and is a predicted model, not a curated record. Bases 1 to 1041 code for a protein of 346 amino acids. Lineage: Eukaryota; Haptophyta; Isochrysidales; Noelaerhabdaceae. Gene Ontology annotation, molecular function: oxidoreductase activity; FMN binding.
AUGCCCUCCGCUUACCCUCGCCUGCUCCAGCCCAUCACGCUCCGCGGCGGCGCCGUGCUACGCAACCGUGCCUUGAUGGGCUCCAUGCACACCGGUCUCGAGGAGGCGACAGCGCCGCCGUCAGAAGGCGGCGUUCGGUGCUCACGCCCUCUCACCCCCGGCCGCACCUCGCAGGGCGAAGGGUGGGGCCACUCGCUCGAGAAGAUGGGCGCGUUCUUCGCCGAGCGGGCGCGCGGCGGCGUGGGCCUGAUGGUGACGGGCGGGAUCGCGCCCAACGCCGCCGGGCGGGUUGCGCCGUUUGCCGCGACGAUGGCCUCCUCCUCCGACGCACGCCGUCACCGCACUGUCACCGAGAUGGUGGGCGGCGCAAAGAUAGCGAUGCAGCUGCUGCACGCGGGGAGGUACGCUUACCAGCCGUCGGCCGUCGCGCCGUCCGCGAAGAAGGCGCCGAUCGGCUGGUUCACGCCGCACGCGCUGAGCAGCGCGCAGGUCGAGGCCACGAUCGGCGAUUUUGCUGCGGCCGCGGCGCUGGCGCACGAGGCUGGCUACGACGGCGUGGAGGUGAUGGGUUCGGAGGGCUACCUGAUCAACCAGUUCCUGAACCACAGGAGCGACGCGUGGGGCGGCUCAUUCUCCAACCGGAUGCGGCUCCCGGUGGAGAUCGUGCGCGCGGCCGACUUCAUCCUCAUCUUUCGCCUCUCGAUGCUUGACUUGGUGCGGGAUGGCUCGAGCUGGGAGGAGGUUGUCGAGCUCGCGCAGGCGGUCGGGGGGGGGUACAAGGGGGCGGUUGAGGAGGCUGGCGCCACGAUCAUCAACACUGGGAUCGGGUGGCACGAGGCGCGCGUGUGGAGCGGUCGCGACGCGCGCGUGCCGACGAUCGCGACGUCUGUGCCUCGCGGCGGAUUCGCUUGGGUGACGCAGAAGCUGAAGGGGCACGGGCUCUCCAUCCCGCUAGUGGCGACCAACCGCAUCAACACGCCCGAGGUUGCGGAGGCGGUGCUCGCGUCGGGGCAGGCGGGCACGGUCAAACCACUCGCCUAG